CGGCUGCGUGGCCGGGGAGGAAGGCUUCCCUGACAAAGCCUCUUCCUCUUCCUCCUCUCCCCGCCAGGCAAGGCCAUGGUCUGCUUCGGGAACAUGUUCAUCGAGCUCCCAAAAGCACAGACCAAGGAGAUGCUGCAGAAGGACCAGGAACACCUGGAUGAGGAGAUAAACAACCUCCGGAAAGAGCUGCGCGUGAAGGUCAACCGCCUCUUCGAAGCUCAAGGUAAAACUGAGCUGAAGGGAUUUAACCUGAACCCCAUGACCGCUGAGGAAAUGAAGUUAAUCAAUCGCAUCCUGGAGGGCUGAGGUGGCCGUGCCAUCGUCACGGCGCGUGUUCGGGCUGUCACCCGUGGAGCUCACACUGCAAUAGCCGCAGCCUUCGGGGUUUGCAGGACAUCGGCGUGGCCGGAGCCCACCUUGGGUGAGGUCCCUGGCAGGCACUGAGAAGCCUUUGGCUCCUCGGCUACGAUGCUGCAGUUUCCUCGGAUCACGAACCCUUCCUGCUCCUCGCUGCAGCCCGGGUGGCGGAGCUGCGCCGAGGCACGGGCUGGGACACAGCGCUGGGCAAAUGCCUGUGGCCGGGGUGGAAGUGGGAUUAUUAAAAUCGGAGCAGCGGGG
This is a messenger RNA of Aptenodytes forsteri (emperor penguin), 618 nucleotides long. RefSeq names its product p53 and DNA damage regulated 1 (gene PDRG1). The coding region runs from base 76 to 306 and encodes 76 amino acids. The transcript is spliced from 3 exons. The record is from RefSeq and is a predicted model, not a curated record. Lineage: Eukaryota; Metazoa; Chordata; Aves; Sphenisciformes; Spheniscidae.